Candidozyma auris is the source of this 1152-nucleotide messenger RNA. It is a transcript of the gene TPK1, whose product is annotated as cAMP-dependent protein kinase catalytic subunit TPK1. Gene Ontology annotation, molecular function: ATP binding; cAMP-dependent protein kinase activity. Gene Ontology annotation, cellular component: cAMP-dependent protein kinase complex; nucleus. The transcript has a single exon. The coding region runs from base 1 to 1152 and encodes 383 amino acids. Lineage: Eukaryota; Fungi; Ascomycota; Pichiomycetes; Serinales; Metschnikowiaceae. The record is from RefSeq and is a predicted model, not a curated record. Gene Ontology annotation, biological process: peptidyl-serine phosphorylation.
AUGGACUAUCACGAGACUCAACUGGCCGCUCAGCAAAACAACGUCGGUGGUGACCAGACUCAGGAGUCAGCGACACAGAACGCCAAUAAUAAUAACGAUGACGCUGGGCUGAGUGUGACAGCGCUUCAAAACCAAAACCAGCCGGCGCAGAAAAGCAGCAAAAACAAAAACAGAGAUAUUACGACAAAGGGCAAGUACUCGUUGAACGAUUUCCAGAUUCUUAGAACGUUGGGCACAGGCUCGUUUGGCAGAGUUCACUUGGCCAGGUCGGUGCAUAAUGGGCGGUUCUACGCUAUGAAGACGUUGAAGAAGGAAAGAGUCAUCAACAUGAAGCAGGUGGAGCACACCAACGAUGAAAGGAGAAUGUUAAAGCUUGCGCAACAUCCGUUCAUCAUCAGAAUGUGGGGCACGUUUCAGGAUUGCCAUAAUUUGUUUAUGAUCAUGGACUACAUAGAAGGCGGAGAGUUGUUUUCUUUGUUACGAAAAUCCCAGAGGUUCCCUACCCCUGUGGCUAAAUUCUACGCUGCAGAGGUAUUCCUUGCCAUAGAGUAUCUCCAUAAUCUCGACAUCAUAUACAGAGACUUGAAGCCCGAAAAUAUUCUUUUGGACAAAAACGGCCACAUCAAGCUCACGGACUUUGGGUUUGCCAAAGAGGUUACUGACGUGACAUACACCUUGUGCGGAACGCCGGACUACAUCGCUCCGGAAGUGGUGGCCACGAAGCCUUAUAACAAGUCUGUGGAUUGGUGGUCGUUUGGCAUUUUGAUCUUCGAGAUGCUUACAGGGUACACGCCCUUUUACGACCCAACCCCUAUGAAGACAUACGAGAACAUCUUGAAUGGUACCAUAACGUAUCCUGACUACUUGCCCCCUGAUAUACUUGAUCUUCUUCAAAAACUUAUUGUGAAAGACUUGACACAGAGGCUAGGUAAUCUUCAAAAUGGUUCUGAUGACGUGAAAAACCAUCCGUGGUUCAAAGAGGUGAUCUGGGAGAGGCUACUUUCGAGGGACAUUGAGACGCCAUAUGAACCUCCCAUCACUUCUGGCGUGGGAGACACAUCUCAAUUCGACCGCUUCCCCGAGGAUAAGGAACUUGACUACGGUAUAUCGGGCGUGGACGAUCCAUAUGGGGCGCUCUUUCCAGAUUUUUAA